AUGCUUAAAGUGGAAGAUAAAAAGAGUCGUACACACUCUCGUGUUCCAAGUGAUGCAAAAGAAUUUCACGAAGUCACUAAGCGGGAUGCUUUGAAGCAAUUGGAACGUGAACUUGAUAAGCUGAUUGAAACAUCUCCUGCAGAUAAGAAAGAUGCAUUUCGUGAGGAAAUGACAAGUUUUGCUGGGCUUUUCGGAAGGUUUUUGCAAGAAGAUGGACCAUCAGUUGCAUGGAAUAGAAUUGAAAAACUUCCUGAAGGAGCCGUAAAGGAUUAUAGUCAUCUCCAAACGCCAACAAACAAUGACCAAAUCCGUUUAAUGCUCAACAAACUUGUUGUUGUAAAACUCAACGGUGGUUUGGGAACAUCCAUGGGAUGUCACGGACCAAAAAGUGUGAUUCCAGUAAGGAAUGACUUGACAUUUUUGGACUUGACUGUACAGCAGAUUGAAAGUCUCAAUAAGACGUACAAUGCAAAUGUUCCUUUGGUAUUAAUGAACUCGUUUAAUACAGAUGAGGAUACGGAAAAAAUUGUACGAAAAUAUAAAGGCUUUCAAGUCAACAUUUAUAGUUUCAAUCAAAGCGCAUUUCCACGUCACGGAGACUUCUACGAAUCGUUCCAAAAGUCUGGCUUAUUGAAGCAAUUCAUCAAUGAAGGACGUGAAUAUUUGUUCCUGUCAAAUAUUGAUAACUUGGGCGCAACAAUUGAUCUUGGCAUCCUUAAUCGCUUAGUCGGCGAAACAGAUGGAGUUUGUCAUGAAUUUGUUAUGGAAGUCACUGAUAAGACUCGUGCUGACGUUAAGGGUGGUACUCUUAUUCAGUAUGAAAACAAAUUGAGACUUUUGGAAAUUGCUCAAGUUCCAAACGAGCAUGUUGAUGAGUUCAAAUCAGUCAAGACCUUCAAAUUCUUCAACACUAAUAAUAUUUGGGCGAAAUUGGAUGCAAUUGAAAGAGUAUUAAACGAGAAAUCAAUGAAUACGGAAAUUAUUGUGAACAAUAAGACAUUAGAUAAUGGCUUGAGAGUCAUUCAAUUGGAGACGGCUGUUGGUGCUGCAAUGAAAUGUUUUGAAAAUGCCAUUGGAAUUAAUGUUCCUCGUUCUCGUUUCUUGCCUGUAAAGAAAACUUCUGAUCUGUUGCUUGUAAUGUCAAAUUUGUAUCAUUUAAAAUCUGGCUCUCUUGUUAUGUCUCCACAAAGAAUGUUUCCAACUACGCCAUUGGUUAAACUGGGUGACAAUCAUUUCAGCAAAGUCAAAGAAUUUUUGGGACGUUUUGCAAAUAUUCCUGACAUUAUUGAAUUGGAUCACUUGACUGUAUCGGGAGAUGUGACUUUUGGUCGUGGCGUGUCACUUCGUGGAACUGUCAUUAUUAUUGCAAAUCAUGGAGAUCGUAUUGAUAUUCCACCAGGUGCUAUUCUUGAAAACAAGAUUGUCUCUGGAAACUUGAGAAUUUUGGACCAUUAA
This is a messenger RNA of Chironomus riparius, 1455 nucleotides long. Lineage: Eukaryota; Metazoa; Arthropoda; Insecta; Diptera; Chironomidae. The record is from the annotation of a GenBank genome assembly.